Messenger RNA from Andrographis paniculata, 2864 nucleotides. RefSeq lists its product as uncharacterized. Gene Ontology annotation, biological process: protein phosphorylation. The record is from RefSeq and is a predicted model, not a curated record. NCBI's taxonomy places the organism in Eukaryota, Viridiplantae, Streptophyta, Magnoliopsida, Lamiales, Acanthaceae. Bases 160 to 2559 code for a protein of 799 amino acids. The transcript has 21 exons. Gene Ontology annotation, molecular function: ATP binding; protein kinase activity.
AAUAACACAAUAAUAGAAAUCAAUCCGCUGUUUCGUAGGCUAUCAGUACACCCCACGGCACGGCGGACGGUCCCUUCCCUUCCGGGAAAUCACCAGUUCAUUCAGGCCAGAUCGAAUUUUCCUCCCCCAAUCCUUGUUCGGGCCGGGCCGUGAUCGAAUAUGCUGAGAUUCUUGAAGGAGGUGGUUGGCGGAUCCGGUACAGGCCUCAAGGAUCUGCCGUAUAAUAUUGGGGAGCCGUACUCCUCAGCAUGGGGUUCCUGGGUGCACUACCGCGGAACCUCCAAGGAAGAUGGGUCUCCUGUCUCUAUAUUUUCUCUUUCAGGAAACAAUGCAAAUGAUGGGCAUUUAGUGGCUGGUCGUAAUGGUGUCAAACGCCUUCGAACGGUCAGGCAUCCGAAUAUUUUGUCAUUUCUGCAUAGUACAGAGGCAGAAACUUUGGAUGGUUCUAGUACGAAGGUUACCAUCUACGUAGUCACUGAACCAGUCAUGCCACUUUCUGAAAAGAUUAAGGAACUGGGUUUGGAAGGCGGCCAAAGGGAUGAAUAUUACGCAUGGGGACUGCACCGAAUAGCUAAAGCUGUGAGCUUCUUGAAUAAUGAUUGUAAAUUGGUUCAUGGUAAUGUUUGUAUGGCUAGUGUUGUUGUAACUCAAACCUUGGACUGGAAACUCCACGCAUUUGAUGUUUUAUCUGAGUUUGAUGGUAAUAAUGAAGCUUCAACUGGACCGAUGCUUCAAUAUGAGUGGCUUAUUGGUUCACAAUACAAACCGAUGGAGAUGUCUAAAUCUGACUGGUCAGUUAUCAGAAAGUCUCCACCUUGGGCCAUCGAUUCUUGGGGCUUGGGCUGCCUAAUUUAUGAAAUCUUCUCUGGCAUGAAAUUGAGUAGAACAGAGGAAUUGCGAAAUACUGCUGGCAUACCUAAGUCUUUACUUCAAGAUUAUCAGCGUCUCUUAAGCUCUAUGCCUUCUCGCAGGUUGAAUCCAUCAAAGCUUCUGGAGAAUAGUGAAUAUUUUCAGAAUAAGUUGGUAGAGACCAUACACUUUAUGGAAAUUCUUAAUUUGAAGGACAGUGUGGAAAAGGAUACUUUUUUCCGUAAGCUUCCAAACCUUGCCGAACAGCUUCCUCGCCAGAUAGUUCUGAAGAAGCUGCUUCCAUUAUUAGCGUCUUCCUUAGAAUUUGGUUCAGCCUCUGCACCUGCUUUGACUGCAUUGUUGAAAAUGGGGUCUUGGCUAUCACCAGAAGAGUAUUCUCUUAAGGUAUUGCCAACAAUUGUCAAACUUUUUACAUCCAAUGAUCGAGCUAUCCGUGUUGCUCUUCUUCAGCACAUUGAUCAGUAUGGCGAGGCAUUACCUACACAAAUUGUAGACGAGCAAGUUUACCCUCAUGUUGCUAAUGGGUUUUCCGACAUGUCUGCUUCUCUACGGGAGCUGACUUUGAAAUCUAUGCUAAUCCUGGCUCCUAAGCUCUCUCAGCGAACUCUAUCAGGGUCACUUCUGAAAUUCCUUUCAAAGCUUCAGGUUGAUGAAGAACCAGCAAUUCGCACAAAUACUACAAUAUUGCUUGGUAAUAUUGCUGGUCACUUAAAUGAAGGGACAAGGAAAAGAGUUCUCAUAAAUGCAUUCACAGUCCGUGCUCUGCGAGAUACAUUCUCUCCUGCCCGAGGCGCAGGUCUUAUGGCAUUGUCUGCUACUAGUUCUUACUAUGAUGCCACUGAGAUUGCCACUCGAAUUUUACCAAAUGUUGUUGUCCUGACAAUUGAUCCUGACAGUGAUGUUCGAUCAAAAGCAUUCCAAGCUGUUGAACAAUUUUUGCAAUUAGUGAGACAUUACAAUGAUAAGACAACCACCGGGUAUGCCACAGAUGUAGCCAAUACAGGAUUCUCAUCUAUACCUGGAAAUACAAGUUUAUUAGGAUGGGCAAUGAGUUCGUUGACUUUGAAAGGUAAACAUUCCGAACAGAGUAAUGUCACCUCGUCAAGCACAAGCGAACCUCCUGCAUCUUCGAUCUAUGCCAGCACCGUGGACAGCACAGAUACAACGCUAGCCCAUGUAAAUUCUCGAACAGAUUUGGCUGAUCUCAGGGACCAUCCUGCACCACCAUCGCCUUCGUCAACUGAUGGAUGGGGAGAUCUCGACAACGGCAUUCACGGAGAGCUGGAGAGUGACAAAGAUGGUUGGGAUGACAUGGAGCCGCUAGAGGAAGCAGCAACGCCUGCUGCUCUUGCAAAUAUUCAAGCAGCUCAAAAGCGUCCCGUCUCAACUCCAAAACCACAAGAUCCUUUUCCGAAAUCUAUUUCAAGACCCUCGAGUGCAAAAUCCAGCCAGGCAGUGGAUGAUGAUGAUGAUGAUCCCUGGGGCGCAGUAGCUGCUCCUGCUCGGAAAUCUUCAUCCAAGUCUUUGAAUCUGAAAUCUAGUGGCGCAGCAGACGAUGAUCUCUGGGCUUCCAUUGCAGCUCCUCCACCGACAACAACCGGGCACAGGCCUGUUUUGGGUGGACGAGGCCGAGGAACCAAAUCCGCGGCCCCAAGAUUGGGUGCUCAAAGGAUAAACAGAACAUCAUGAGACGAAGGAACUCGAUAUUUUGCUGCAGUGUAUGUCAGUCUCUCUCUCUCUUCCUCAUAUCAUUAAUUAUUCAAAAGUUGUGUUGGAAUAGUUUUGUGCCUCUUGAUAAUUUUGUGUUGUGUGUUCUCUAUCUAGAGAGAAAAUAUAUAUAUACGUAUUUAUAUAUAUAUAUAUGUGUGUGUUUUUACUUCUUAAAAAUUAAUCAUUCUUUUGUAUUUGAAAGGAAGAACAAGAAGAAAAGAGUUUUGUAAUUUUGCCGACUCCUUACACUCCGAGUAUGUUGAUUUUUUUGUUUGGUGUCUUAA